AUGUCACUGCAACCUCAAAUGUCUUUUGCUCAAACAUAUAUAUUAGCUAGUAAAGUUAGAUCUAAAUUAACUAGAGAAGCUCAAUCACCUAAAUCUUCUUUAAGAAAUUUAGUAGUUCAAGCUAAUAUGUUGGAUAAUAUUAUGGAUUAUAUUAGUGAUGAAACUAAAAAAAGAACAACUACAACUACAAGUACUGGAAAAUUGAGUUCAUCUUCUUAUAAUAAAAAUUCCCAUGAAUCUUCAGUAAUUGUUCAAUUUGCUCCUACUCCAAUUAGACAAGCUUAUAAAACUUCAAUUACUGAAUAUGAAAUUGAUAGUGAUUCAUCUGAUGAAGAAGAAGAAGAAGAGGAAGAAGAAGAUGAUUACUUUUAUGAGGAUGAAGAUCUUGAAGAUCUUGAAGAUUAUGAAGAUUCUAUUGUUAUGGAACAAGAUGAAUUAGCUGCUAUUAAAGGUGUUUACUAUGAAGAAGAUCAAGAAGAUGAAGAAAAUCAAGAAAAUGAAGAUGAUAACUUAUCGGAAACUUCAUCAGUUUAUUCUAAUUCUAAUUCUUCUUUAUCAUCAUCAUCAGAUUCUGAUUCUGAUGAUUAUUAUAUUUAUUCUGAUUCUGAUGAAAUCAUUGAAGAAAAUAAUAUUGCCAUAGAAGCUACUAUUCCUAGAAGUUUUAAAAGUUUAUCAAUAAAAUCAACAUCAUCAACAUCAUCAUCAUCAUCACAAACUUCAGAAUCUACACCAGAAUCAUUAUCAUCACCAUCAACAAUUGUACGUUAUAAUUCAACACCAAUUACUAUAACUUCAUUACAUACAAUUGAUGAACAACAAGAAGUCGAAGAAGAAAAGAAACAACAACAACAACAACAAAUUCCACAACAACAAGAAGAAGAAGAAGAAUUGUUAUUGUUACAUAAAAAUGGUCAAACUAAUAAUAAUAAAUUAGAUCAAAUUACUAUAGAUUGGAAGAAAUCUAAUAAUGUUAAUCUUAAUGUUAAUCUUAAUGUUAAUCUUAAUCUUCAAAGUUUUUAUAAGAAUCAAAAUAUUUCUUUAGAUCAAUUUUUUUAA
Candida dubliniensis CD36 is the source of this 1056-nucleotide messenger RNA. RefSeq lists its product as uncharacterized. Lineage: Eukaryota; Fungi; Ascomycota; Pichiomycetes; Serinales; Debaryomycetaceae. The coding region runs from base 1 to 1056 and encodes 351 amino acids. The transcript has a single exon. The record is from RefSeq and is a predicted model, not a curated record.